AACUUUGCACCUGUAAAUGUCACUGCACACGGUGUUUCUGCACUGGGUGUUGUUUUUUGUUUGUUUGUUUUUGUUUUGUUUUUUUUCCUUUCCUUUUUAAGGUCCUCUUACAACUAAUUGCCUCGGACCAUUCAAGCGCAGGAAAGAGAACAUUCAGGGUAAUAAGGUGCAUUAAGUUUAAAAGGAGUUGCCGCUGCCUGCCGCCUUUGAAUGCACUUGAAGUGUUAUUUGGAAAGCGGCAGAAAGCUGGGGAGUGCGCGAUUCCACCCUUGGAAUGGGAGAAUCCGACUCUCCUGGGCUGGGAGCCGGCUGGGGCGAGGCGUGAGAGGCUGCGUGGCCGAAAGGGACGGCGGAGAGGGGCUCGCCUGGAGUAUGGAGAGGAAAGGAGCCGGGAUUUCCCAGGGCUCGGCGCGCACUGAGACUCUUCGGCGCCCGGGGCUGCGGCUGCGGAGGAGGAAGGUGCUGCCUGGCUCAUGAAGGCCACCUGGUUCCGGCUGCUGAAAAGAGCCAAGGGGGGAAGGCUGAAGAAUUCCGAGAUCUGUGGUUCGGCCGACUCCUACACCAGCCGUCCGUCUGAUUCCGAUGUGUCUCUGGAGGAAGACCGCGAGGCAGUGCGCAGGGAGGCUGAACGGCAGGCCCAGGCCCAGCUGGAAAAAGCAAAGACAAAACCCGUUGCCUUUGCAGUUCGGACAAAUGUCAGCUAUAGUGCAGCCCACGAAGAUGACGUUCCGGUGCCAGGCAUGGCCAUCUCAUUCGAAGCAAAAGAUUUUCUGCACGUUAAGGAAAAAUUUAAUAAUGACUGGUGGAUAGGCCGACUGGUUAAAGAAGGCUGUGAAAUCGGAUUCAUUCCAAGCCCAGUCAAACUAGAAAACAUGAGGCUACAGCAUGAACAGAGGGCCAAGCAAGGGAAAUUCUACUCCAGUAAAUCAGGAGGAAAUUCAUCAUCCAGUUUGGGUGACAUAGUCCCUAGCUCCAGAAAAUCCACGCCUCCAUCAUCUGCUAUAGACAUAGAUGCUACUGGCUUAGAUGCAGAAGAAAAUGAUAUUCCAGCAAACCACCGCUCCCCUAAACCCACUGCAAACAGUGUAACGUCACCCCACUCCAAAGAGAAAAGAAUGCCCUUCUUUAAGAAGACAGAGCACACCCCUCCUUAUGAUGUGGUACCUUCCAUGCGGCCUGUGGUCCUCGUGGGCCCCUCGCUGAAGGGGUACGAGGUCACAGAUAUGAUGCAAAAAGCAUUGUUCGAUUUUUUAAAACACAGAUUUGAAGGACGGAUAUCCAUCACGAGGGUCACCGCAGACAUCUCCCUUGCCAAACGCUCAGUAUUAAACAAUCCCAGUAAGCACGCCAUAAUAGAAAGGUCGAACACAAGGUCGAGCUUAGCGGAAGUUCAGAGUGAAAUUGAAAGGAUCUUUGAACUUGCAAGAACACUGCAAUUGGUAGUCCUAGAUGCAGAUACUAUUAAUCACCCAGCCCAACUGAGUAAAACCUCUCUGGCCCCUAUAAUAGUCUAUGUGAAGAUUUCUUCUCCUAAGGUUUUACAAAGGUUAAUAAAAUCUCGAGGGAAAUCUCAAGCUAAACACCUCAAUGUCCAGAUGGUAGCAGCUGAUAAACUGGCCCAGUGUCCUCCAGAGCUGUUCGAUGUGAUCUUGGAUGAGAACCAGCUGGAGGACGCUUGUGAGCACCUGGCCGACUAUCUGGAGGCCUACUGGAAGGCCACCCACCCCCCCAGCAGCAACCUCCCUAACCCUCUCCUCAGCCGCACGCUAGCCACUUCCACUCUGCCCAGCAGCCCGACCCUGGCCUCUAACUCACAGGGUUCUCAAGGUGAUCCGAGGACUGAUCGCUCCGCUCCUGUCCGCUCAGCUUCCCGACCUGAAGAAGAACCUUGCCUGGAACCUGUCAGAAAAUCCCAGCACCGUUCCUCCUCCUCACACCACAACCAUCGCAGUGGCGUGAGCCGAGGCCUCUCCAGGCAAGAGACGUUUGACUCUGAAACUCAGGAGAGUCGAGACUCUGCCUACGUGGAGUCGAAGGAAGACGAUUCCCACGAGCCCGUGGACCACCACGCCCCACAGCGUGACCACAACCACAGGGACGAGGCCCACGGAGGCAGCGAGCACAGACACAGGGAGGCUCGGCACCGCGCCAGGGACACCGGUCGAGAGCAGGACCACAACGAGUGCACCAAGCAGCGGAGCCGUCACAAAUCCAAGGACCGCUACUGUGACAAGGAUGGGGAGGUCAUAGCCAAGAAACGGAAUGAGGCUGGGGAGUGGAAUAGGGAAGUUUACAUCCGCCAGUGACUGCCUUUUUGUGGGUUUUUUUUCCCCUCCCAGUCUUGUAGAACAGUGCCCUCCAACAGCCUUGGGGUCUACAUUGCAAACAUGCCGUCUUGUGUAUUCUGUAGUGCUGUCCUUCAA
Molecule: messenger RNA, 2423 nt
Organism: Fukomys damarensis (Damara mole-rat)
Lineage: Eukaryota; Metazoa; Chordata; Mammalia; Rodentia; Bathyergidae
Gene: Cacnb2
Product: calcium voltage-gated channel auxiliary subunit beta 2
Exons: 13
Coding region: 474-2306 (610 amino acids)
Biological process (GO): regulation of voltage-gated calcium channel activity; calcium ion transmembrane transport; neuromuscular junction development
Cellular component (GO): voltage-gated calcium channel complex
Molecular function (GO): high voltage-gated calcium channel activity; protein binding
Source: RefSeq, a predicted model, not a curated record